ACAAAUCAUUGACUGGGCACUUAGGUUCCCUGUCAUCUCACGGAACCACAAUUUUCCUGCAUAAUCUCAGGAAGUGUUUGAACUUUGUACAAACCUCAAUGGACCAUUUAGUAAGAUUCACAUUCAGCAAAGUUUUGUGGUCCGAAAGCUUUGUUUUACACCAGGAUUUAGGAUUUCCAGAAUAUGCUGAAAUGAGAUCAAUGUAGGCAGAGCUGGUUGGGUAGGAGGGUUGGAGUUCAUACGGAGGCGCGUUUUCAGCACCUGCUUGGGGGAUCGGAGCCUGAUCAGUCCAAGGACUAGCGCCAAGUUGUUAAGAACAGAGAUACCGGGAAGUUACACCGUGGGAUCCGAAUCGCCGAAAAUUACCUGGAGAAAUAGAGGAAACCCAGCGACAUCCCAAACUCUAAAAUACAAUGGAAGAAAAGGUGGAGUGGAAAAAAGCCCACUAUGCUUUUAAGUCGCGGUGGGACAGAACUGACGAUGAUAUGUGCCGCAACAGCAUGUCUUUCUUUCUCCAUAAAACCAUUAGGAGUGACUUCUUUUCCAGUUACCUCUUUCUGUUGGAGCAGUUGCCUUUGGUGAAGCUGUUCACUUUGACAAGCGAGGUGAUUAAUGGUGAAAUGCAGUUCUACGCCAGAGCUAGACGAUUCUAUGAAGAGGUUCCAGCAACAGAGGAGGGUAUGAUGGGAGACUUUUUGGAACUCAACUGCAUAGAUGUGGAGGCCUCCAGUGUGUUUCUAAGGAAGCUCAUAGGAGGUCCAGGAAAAGCUGGUACCAAAUAUGCCUUGGAUUGUGGCUGUGGAAUUGGGAGAGUCACUAGAUAUGUCCUACUGCCUGUCUUCUCUUCUGUUGAUGUGGUGGACAUGAUGGAUAACUUUUUAUUUGAAGCUCUUUCCUACAUAGGAAAAGACGUGAGAAAAGUGAAGGAUUAUUUCUGUGUUGCCUUACAGGACUUUACUCCCCCCAUCAAAAAAUAUGAUGUUAUCUGGAUUCAAUGGGUGACAGGACAUUUAACUGACAAGGAUCUGAUGGAAUUCCUAAUCAGAUGCAAAUGCAGCUUGAAAGAUGAUGGAGUUAUUAUCAUUAAAGAUAAUGUUGGCCGACAGGGAUGUGUCUUGGACCAAGCAGACAGCAGCGUGAUCCGGGAAAUUGAGAUUCUGAGAAACAUCAUAGCAAAAGCUGAUCUGGAGAUCAUCUGUGCAGAGAAACAGCUCGACAUCCCUGAACAGUUGGUACCUGUUUGGAUGCUGGCCUUGAAAUAGUAAUUCAUUCUGACUGACUUGUUAACCUUGAUUUAUCUACCUAAAUCAAGCCAAGAGUUCUUGGAGGGAAAAACUUAUAUAUAUCAUAUAUAUAUAUAUGUAUAUAUAUGGAUAUAUAUAAUUACCAUUGGAUGAAGAUGUUUUGUGAUCUACAAACGUCCAAUGUAAUAAAAUUUCUAACAUCCACUCAGACAUAAUUGGUACAUACUCUUUUUAAAUUUUGGGGGUUUUUUUCAUCACAUUAAAAACCAUGGAAGUUUUAGUUUUCUUUUCAAUGCAAUGUAGCAAUUAUGGUCAAGUUUGGUAAAGAGGCUGUCAGAUCUAUUCUAACAUUAUUCAGUCCAAUCAUGCCUAGACCAGUAAUACCAAUAAA
Messenger RNA from Stegostoma tigrinum, 1635 nucleotides. RefSeq names its product N-terminal Xaa-Pro-Lys N-methyltransferase (gene ntmt2). Lineage: Eukaryota; Metazoa; Chordata; Chondrichthyes; Orectolobiformes; Stegostomatidae. The transcript has 4 exons. Gene Ontology annotation, biological process: N-terminal protein amino acid methylation. Bases 414 to 1262 code for a protein of 282 amino acids. Gene Ontology annotation, cellular component: cytoplasm. The record is from RefSeq and is a predicted model, not a curated record. Gene Ontology annotation, molecular function: N-terminal protein N-methyltransferase activity.